Messenger RNA from Centrocercus urophasianus (Greater sage-grouse), 909 nucleotides. Its product is annotated as mast cell protease 1A-like. Bases 1 to 729 code for a protein of 242 amino acids. Gene Ontology annotation, molecular function: serine-type endopeptidase activity. Gene Ontology annotation, biological process: proteolysis. The record is from RefSeq and is a predicted model, not a curated record. The transcript has 5 exons. NCBI's taxonomy places the organism in Eukaryota, Metazoa, Chordata, Aves, Galliformes, Phasianidae.
AUGUGUCGUCCCCGUUGCUCGCUGUGGCUGGCCCUGCUGCUGCUGUUCUCCUGCCCGCGGGCUGACAGCAGUGCUCUGCAGGGUCAGAUCAUUGGGGGCCACGAGGCCGAGCCCCUCUCCCACCCCUACAUGGGGUACCUGAAGGUGGGGCGUUCUGCCUGCGGGGGGUUCCUGGUGGCCUCCGACUGGGUGAUGACGGCCGCGCACUGCUUGUCGGGGAACAUCACCGUCGUCCUGGGGGCUCACGAGAUCUUCCAGCCAGAGCAGAGCCAGCAGGUCCGAGGGGUCCUCAGAUACCACCCACACCCCACGUACGACCCCGACACCGUGACCAACGACAUCAUGCUGCUCAAGCUGACAGCGAAGGCCAAGCUCAACAAAUACGUCCGCACGAUUGCACUGCCCAAAACCAGCAGCUACCUCCCGACGGGCACCUCGUGCACCAUAGCAGGACGGGGCCUGAUUGAUGAGGACCAGAUAACAGGCAAGCUCUUUGAAACCAAAGUCUCCAUCUACAGCCGCAGGAAGUGCGUUCUGUUCUACCCACACCUGGUGUGUGCUGGCAGCUUCCACAAGCUGAAGGACUCCAGCCAGGGUGAUUCUGGAGGGCCGCUGGUGUGCAAUAAAGUCGCACAGGGUGUUGUUUCCUUCGGCUACGACAGCCCGCCCGGUGUCUACGCUCGCACUGCCAACUACCUACGCUGGAUCAAGAAAAUCAUGACGAAGUAACGGUGCAGCGUCAGCCCUGGAGACCUGCCGGGUUCCUUCCUGCCCCCACCGGCGGCUCCAUUCCCCCCUCUGCCCUGGGAACCCAGAAUGCCUAUGGAUGCCCAUAGGCUCCCUCCCUUUGCUCCGAGGCUGAUGGCUGUCCCGCUGCCGGCCCAUUUCGGUGCCACGUUGUCACCAGCA